Messenger RNA from Verticillium alfalfae VaMs.102, 870 nucleotides. RefSeq lists its product as hypothetical. The transcript has 2 exons. The coding region runs from base 1 to 870 and encodes 289 amino acids. The record is from RefSeq and is a predicted model, not a curated record. NCBI's taxonomy places the organism in Eukaryota, Fungi, Ascomycota, Sordariomycetes, Glomerellales, Plectosphaerellaceae.
AUGCACUUCCAUCCCAGAAGAAUCCUCUCAGGACCUUUGCGUCCGCAGUCCACCAAGCCAACGCAUCCCCGAUCCUUCAACCUUGUUCUAGGGACACCCUCGCAACCACGACCAUUGACCACCAGUGCGAGACGCUGCUUGUCGCCUGCAAAGCCAGAACCGGCCCGGAGAACAGCAGCGCAUACAGGUCCUGGUGCUCCAGAACUGCGUGAAAGCCUGCAGAUAUACACGCGCAAACAACCUAGAAUGGAGUACAACUCCUUCCGUGGCAAUGCUGCCCCUGGCGGCGGGAACUUUGCCAUGCAGCCCUCUCAGAUGCCCAGCUUCUACUUCGACACAACCCCAAGCGGCACGUCACAGUUCCAUUCUGGUCCCUCCGUUCCUGUGCCCACAGCACCUCAUGGUAGUAUGCAGACGAACCAGCCCGUAUCGAUCCCAACAGGCCCUGCGGCGAUGACGAGGUUACCUCCGCCGAACGCUCCUACCGAGCCCCGCCUCGUCGCCGCCUGGGGCCGCGACAAGUUCGACCUGACGCCCGCCGACUACGUCAAGCGCGUCCAGUGCUACAAGCGCCUGCAGCGCAUCUGGGCCGACGCCGCCGUCCAGGCCUCCCACCCGGACGGCCUGCGCUGGGACCAGACCAACACGGUCCUCGUCGACGACUCGCUCGAGAAGGCCCGCAGCGAGCCCUUCAACCUGCUGCGCAUCCCCGAGUUCUUCGGCGACGCCAACGAGGCCACCGACGUGCUGCCCCAGGUCCACGACUACAUCAACGCUCUCUGCUACCAGGCCGACAUCAGCCAGUACAUGCGUCUCCAUCCCUUUGGCCUGCGGGACGACUACACGCUCGAGCGUCCGCCUUCGGCGUAG